This is a messenger RNA of Fraxinus pennsylvanica, 399 nucleotides long. Lineage: Eukaryota; Viridiplantae; Streptophyta; Magnoliopsida; Lamiales; Oleaceae. The record is from the annotation of a GenBank genome assembly.
AUGUCGAUGCAUCGGGGUUACAAUUGUGAUAGUAAGGUUGGAUUUGAUUGGAAGUGCGCAACCAAAUACUCCUGUAAUGCUGAGUACAAGAUCAACAGCGUCCCCCCUUGCUUCAGUAUUUAUAUGUGUGGGCUGGUGUUCGAGGAACUCAUUGCUCAAGUGUCCAGUGGAAAAGAGUGUGAGGCAUUGAUGAAUGUGCCACUUACUUUGGCAAAGCUGGAGUUGGAAGCUAAGUUUGGGAAGGAAACAGUCAAGGAGAAGAUGGUGCAGUUGAGGAGGCACAGGUCGAUUGGCGACAUGAGAGCUUCAGUAUACAAUGCUAUGCCUUUGGCUGGGGUUAAGAGAAGAGAACAACUGGUUAUGGUUUGGGGUGGGGUUGAUUUUUAUUUAUUUAUUUAA